UUCCUGUUCUCUGUGGACAAAAAUGUACAGUUUCAAAAGCAGCACCGACGUGAAGACUUAUAUCAGCACCCCGUCGUGCCGGAUAUGUCUUGAGCCAUUUGACGAAGGACAACAUCUUCCGAAAAUCCUGCAAUGUGCCCACACGGUCUGCGAGAGAUGCAUCGGUUUGCUCGACGAGCAGAGCCGAAUCAACCACAAUCGGCCGCCGAUCGACCGCUCGUUUGUGCACAUUAGAUGUCCAGUUUGCAGGGCAGUCACCCAGACUCCACGCAACUACAUUCGAUCCAACUACCAGCUAAUCGAAUUGAUGGAUUCGAUGCGUGGAGAAGCCGAUCAUAAUAUUUCAUUCCUCGCGUGUGUCGGCUGUAAUGGCGUUUAUCACGAGAAAGACACCAAUAUUUGCACUACAUGCUCCCCAAUCAUCAAGGAUGCUCAUCCCACUGAACUCAUCGAGCAAGGAGUAAUUCUGAAUCAGUACGCGUUGUGUUCGACGUGUCUCCUCAGAGAUCACAUCAAAAAGAACCACGUGUCGAUCAGUCUGCAGCCUCUUCGCGUCGAAAUGCAACGCCAGGAGAAUCAGCGGCGGAUAGUCGGCUUGCAGGACAAUUUGCACAAAGUGCAACGCGAUUUUCGUGAGCAGCUUAACGCGACUAUGGAGCGAUGGGCCGGAUGGAAUGGGAGCCACGAUUUGUCGAUGGAUAAAUUCCGUGAGCUUGGUGAUACGUACAAUCAGAAGAAGGUUUAUGAUGCGUUCGUGCAUCAGCUGAGAGGCAAGACCGCUAAGAUUGAGAAGCUCGCCGAGCACGUUUUGCGAUGGAAUGAUGAGCUGGACAGGGAGAUGGAAAGACCACCAGCUCAUCGUUUGCCACGUAGCUCAACUCCAGCGCCAGCACCACCAUUCGACAACUCCGUCGCCUACUAUUUUGAGCACCAAUUUUGAGCUUUUAUAUUUUUUUUUCUCAUCCCACCACCACAUUAAAACAGAGUUUUUAUAUAUACAGUACCCAUUAUUCGAACACAAUUUGUUCUAAAAGAGCCCCCAAGAAUCAGAUUUAAUAAAGAAUGCUCUCACC
Molecule: messenger RNA, 1073 nt
Organism: Caenorhabditis elegans
Lineage: Eukaryota; Metazoa; Nematoda; Chromadorea; Rhabditida; Rhabditidae
Gene: grif-1
Product: RING-type domain-containing protein
Exons: 5
Coding region: 23-940 (305 amino acids)
Source: RefSeq, marked reviewed